AUGAUAAAAUACUGCGUCGAGCAGAAUCCACCACAUCAUCUGUGCUUUCAUUGGCAAUGUGAAUAUGAUGAUUACAACGUGUCGAAGAAAUUUGAUGAAAGGAAGAGGAAUAAAUAUAUCAAUGGUACUGAAGAAGCUUCGGAUUUUCUGAUAUCAACAAAUAAUGAAUCUGUCGUACCUACAACUCUUACCAAACUUCCAUAUUUUCUUCGUCGAGGUACUCUACCGUUAUCCGGUAUUGACAUGCGAAAUACUGAUCAUGAAGAUCGUGUCCUGGAUCCAAUUCGACAAUUCGCUCUUAUCACUGUACCAAAUUAUUACUUGCUAUGUGUGACCAUCAUCACAAUACUUUCCAGCAUUGAUUUUUAG
This is a messenger RNA of Loa loa (African eye worm), 369 nucleotides long. RefSeq lists its product as hypothetical. The transcript has a single exon. Bases 1 to 369 code for a protein of 122 amino acids. NCBI's taxonomy places the organism in Eukaryota, Metazoa, Nematoda, Chromadorea, Rhabditida, Onchocercidae. The record is from RefSeq and is a predicted model, not a curated record.